AUGGAAAUUGAUAAAGUAAAAAAGUUUUACAAUGAAGAAAGUAAUAAUCUUGAUUUACCUGAUCUUGAUAGAAAUCUAUGUGGGUUAUACACUCUUUAUACCUGUGAUGAAGAGUAUAUUAAAAAACACUCUAACUUGAUAGUUAAUUCUUAUGAUUACUGUGCUAAUAAUAUUUUCUGUGGUAAAAUAUUUAGACCUUGUAAAUUUGAUAAAAUUAGAGAUAAAAUUAAUAUCUUUGAUGAGUCGUGUUUAAACUUAGCAAUGGAAUAUUCAUUUGAUCAGAGGUAUCGUCAAUUUGCUAAGAGAAAAAAACAUUAA
This is a messenger RNA of Hepatospora eriocheir, 318 nucleotides long. The record is from the annotation of a GenBank genome assembly. NCBI's taxonomy places the organism in Eukaryota, Fungi, Microsporidia, Hepatosporidae.